AUGGCGACCGCAGAGCACUGUCUGUACGCCUUCGAGGCGCUCGUCGCCCACCUUGAACGCCGCCAACCCAUGGAACUCGCCGACAUUCAAAAGUCGUGGGCCGCCUACCUCGCCUCGGGCGCCUCCUCCGGCACCAAGCUCAGCAAGGCCCUCCCCGCCCUGCACCGCCUUGCCGCCGCCGCCGCCGACCAGUCGAGCGGCACCUCCUCCCAGACUCGAGCUCCACCUUAUCCCUGGCCCCCGACACCGCCGCGACGUCCGUCACCUCCCUCGCCGGGCGCGACGACCCCGAGAUACGCGAGUCCCCGCUCUUCGUCACCUGGAACAUCCUCUCCCAGGACCCCAGCGACGAGGACCACCGCGCCCUCCGCGGCUGCAUCGGCACCUUUGAGGACCAGGACCUCGAGGACGGCAUCGCCAGCUACGCUCACCUCGGCCCUGCACGACACCCGCUUCAACCCUAUCCGCGCCUCCGAGCUGCCCACCCUCGAGGUGGCCGUCACCCUGCUCACCGAUUUCGAGGAUGCGGCGGACACCAUGGACUGGUCCCUCGGCGUGCAUGGCAUCCGCAUCAGCUUCGUCUACCACGGCCGUCGUUAUGGCGCCACCUAUCUGCCCGACGUCGCUGUCGAGCAGGGUUGGACCAAGGAGGAGACUAUUGUUAGCCUCAUGAGGAAGGCGGGUUGGGUCGGCAGGAAGGAUAGGUGGCGGGACGUCGAGGUCGACACGGUCAGGUACCAAGGAAAGAAGGAAAGCUUGGCAUACCCCGAGUACAGGAAUUGGAGGGACUGGAUCGAUGAGACCAAGUGGGAGACUUGA
Molecule: messenger RNA, 819 nt
Organism: Parascedosporium putredinis
Lineage: Eukaryota; Fungi; Ascomycota; Sordariomycetes; Microascales; Microascaceae
Source: the annotation of a GenBank genome assembly